ACGUAUUGAAGUCCUCGGUGUUCCAGAGAAGAAGCUGCUUGUGAUGGAGACGUUUCUGGAGGUCGGGAGAGAGAAUGGUUGGCUGUGAGGUGCUGAAUCGGUGCUGAAUCGGUGCUGAAUCGGUGCUCGCUGGCUUUCAGGAGGCGGUGAAGGUGCCGUUUGGGGCCAAAUCUUUAGAUGCUGCCCUGUGCGUCCCUGCCGCCAUGUCGGACGCUCACACCGCCGUGAUCCUCACGCACGGAGCCGGGGGAGACAUGAACUUCAGUCAGCUGGUUUCUCUGGCUCACCAGCUGGCAUCACACGGUUUCCUGUGCCUGCGCUUUACAUGCAAAGGUUUGAACCUGGCUCACAGGCUGAAGGCGUACACUGCUGUGUGGGACUACCUGAAGUCACUGCAGAGGUUCACAGUAAAACGCGUCUUUUUUGGAGGCAGGUCGAUGGGGUGUCGUGCGGCUGCAGCUUUAGCUAGGCGACUGAGCGAGGAAUCCGAGGCUGCGGUGGAGGGUGUGAUCUGCUUGUCUUUCCCCCUGCACCCCCCAGGACAGACGCAUGCACACCGCCAACGGAGCGAAGAUCUAAGGGUGCUGCCGGCGCACACGCGUGUGCUGUUUGUGUCGGGCACUGAGGACGACAUGUGUGACAGGGUUCACUUUGACACGACGGUGAAAGAGAUGAAAGCUCAGGUUGAGAUUUUGUGGCUACGAGGAGGCAGCCAUGGACUGAAGGUGAAAGGCCGUUCUGAGGUGUCCGUGAUGGAGGAAGUGAACCUAAAAGUCAUCUCUUGGAUCAGGAAUCAGGCGGCACAGGCCCCUUAAUGUCCUCUCGUUAAAUCUGUUGCUUUUGUUCCAAUAAACGAUGGCAGUAUUUCACAGUGGGCGUCUGUGUGAACACACGGGGAGCUUUUAUUCUGCACAGUAUGUGAAAUCCGAAUCUUAAUGUGCAACAUGGUGAUGAAUGUUGAUAAAUCAGUCUGUGCAGACAUUACUCUUCCUCACACUUCCUCUCCAUAUUCAUCUGAAGUCAAAUCAAAUCACUU
Molecule: messenger RNA, 1036 nt
Organism: Pundamilia nyererei
Lineage: Eukaryota; Metazoa; Chordata; Actinopteri; Cichliformes; Cichlidae
Gene: tex30
Product: testis expressed 30
Exons: 5
Coding region: 204-815 (203 amino acids)
Source: RefSeq, a predicted model, not a curated record